Messenger RNA from Hansenula ciferrii, 1674 nucleotides. RefSeq names its product glycolipid translocation protein (gene RFT1). Gene Ontology annotation, cellular component: endoplasmic reticulum membrane. The transcript has a single exon. Gene Ontology annotation, biological process: dolichol-linked oligosaccharide biosynthetic process; glycolipid translocation. The record is from RefSeq and is a predicted model, not a curated record. Bases 1 to 1674 code for a protein of 557 amino acids. NCBI's taxonomy places the organism in Eukaryota, Fungi, Ascomycota, Saccharomycetes, Phaffomycetales, Wickerhamomycetaceae.
AUGUCAACUAAACCCAAUUCACAAGAUCCCGAGAAUCUAAUAUCAAAAUCAGCAAAAGGUGCAACUUUUUUAUUCAUAGGUUCAAUAUUCACAAAAUUAAUUACAUUUAUAUUAAAUCAAAUUCUUAUAACUUUUAUAUCACCAAAAAUAUUUGGUAUAAAUUCAUUUUUAGAAUUUUUGAUCAACACUGUAUUAUUUUUCAGUAGAGAAGGUAUAAGAUUAUCAUCACAACGUAUCAAUGAUUCCAUAACUCAUGAUGAAGAUGAAGAUGUUGAAUACACCGAGAAGGAUAAAUAUAAUCAUAAUAAAAUUUCUCAUGGUUCCAAAAUUGCAACAUUACAAAGUAUAAUAAAUUUAAGUUUUAUUCCUAUUAUGAUUGGAUUCCCAAUGUCAUUGUUUAUAAUAUAUUGGCAAUAUAAUAAAAUAUCAGAAUUUUUCAGUCAUAUGGAAUUAUUUAAUCUUUCAUUAUUAGUUAUUUGGUUUACAAUCUUGGUUGAAUUAUUAGUUGAACCUUUUUAUAAUUUAAAUCAAUUUAAUUUAAAUUAUGACAAGAGAACAAGAUUUGAAAGUCUUGCAAUUACUAUAAAUUGUUUUGUUAAUUUUGGUAUUGUAUUUUGGUUUAAGGAUUCCCCUGUGGAUGGUAUACCAAUCUUAGCAUUUUCCAUUGGUAAAUUAUCACAUUCCUUAGUGUUAUUAAUCUCAUAUUAUAUGGAUUUUAGAUCAUAUAAAUCCAUAACUCCCACAGCAUCUAAAUUAUCAUUAUCCAUAACUAAAAUCCAUAACAAUGAAAAUUAUUACAUAUUUGAUAAAGAAGCAAUAAACCAUUUCAUAAAAAUUUUCUUCCAAUUAUGUUUUAAACAUCUGCUUACAGAAGGUGAUAAAUUAGUUAUCAAUCAAUUUUGUACAAUUGAGGAACAAGGGAUUUAUUCACUUAUUUCAAAUUAUGGUUCAUUAUUAGCAAGAUUAAUAUUUGCUCCAGUGGAGGAAUCCCUCAGAAAUUUCCUAACAAGGUUAUUAUUAACAAAUAAAUCAUCCAAAAACUUAAACUUAUCAAUUGAUAUCCUAAGAAAAAUCAUCUUGUUUUAUAUUUAUUUAUCAAUUAUAAUCAUAAUAUUUGGUCCUUUGAAUUCAGGUUACUUGAUCCAAAAAAUCAUAGGUAAUAAUUGGUCAAACCACGUUUCAGAAAUCAUACCAUUAUAUACCUUGUAUUUACCAUUAUUAGCAUUCAAUGGUAUCCUAGAAUCAGUUCAUCAAUCCACCGCUUCGGGGAGUGAAGUUGUUAACUAUACUUGGUUUAUGUGUUAUUUCUCUGGAGUUUUUGUGUUUACUUCAUGGUUAGGUAUUUAUAAAUUUGAAUUAUCAUUGUUGGGGUUAAUUGGAUCAAAUAUGAUUAAUAUGAUCUUGAGGAUUUGGUAUUGUAAUGAAUUUAUUCAACAUUUUUAUAAGAAAAAUAUGGUAUCUAGGAAGAUUUUAAAAUUUGAUUUAAAUUUACAAAAAAUCCUAAGUUUUGGUGGUGUUAUAUGGGGUUUGGAUUUAUUAUUAUUUGGUAUUACAAGAAAUUUAAAAGAAUUAAUAGGGAAUGUUUUACUUGCUGGUAUACUUGUUGGGUUUAUAAUUUAUAAAGAACAAAAAUUAAUUUUUGGUAUGUUGAAAAGAAAACCAUUAACAGAAUAA